CCAACCCCUAUUAACUCUCCAAAACCAAAGAAAUACUAAAAGUUCAAAAACCCUUCUACCCUUCUACGUAUUUCUGGGUUUUCACCCUUCCUCUUGCUUCUCUGGAUUCUCUACCUUGAAGAUAGAUCGAGUAUUCUGAUUGAGUAAUUGAUUUGGAAGCUUGUUUCUGCUGGGAUUUGAGCUUUUCUGACUGUGACUUUGGUUGCAUAAGAAUUAUUAAUUGGUGGCAUUAUCAUGGGGAGUUUCUGGCAUUAAGUUGCUCUGGAAUAUUGUAACUUCAAGGAGUUUUAGUGAAGGCCCCAGAAUGAUGAUAGUUUGCCCUCCUAUCAAGACUUGCACCAAAAAUGUGCUUCCUGUUAGUGGGCAUUUUCAAAAGAAGAUGAGAAGACAUGUACAUAAUUUGGGGUCCCCAAUUGUGUCCAGUUCAUGCUGUUUUGUUUUAAAACAGGGAAUUUCCAGAAUUAGAUAUUCUCGAAUUUCAGUCUUCAGAAAAUCAUCAUGGUUUUCUGAUUGUAGCUAUCGCGCAUUUCGAUGGUUUCAGUACAAAUCUGGUGUAUCCAGUAAGAAAGUGUCCUAUCCAUUAUUAACGGUUAAAAGUUCAGCAAAUGCUAGGGGUUCUCAAGAGACAUCAAUUGGUUUCUCAUCCUGGCCUCAAGAUGCAACUGUAAAAAAUUUGGUGCUGAAAAGAAGACUGCUGUCUGACCUUAAAUUAAGUGUGGGACCAUUUUCUUGGUCGAAAGGAUAUGGUGCUGUUGGUUUGAUUUCGGGAUUACUAGCUUGUUAUUCAACUUCAAAUUCAGCGCAUGCUGAAGCGUCAGAGGGAACAGGGGACAAUAAGGAAUGCGCUAAUUCAUCGGCUGACCAUAUUUCCCAUGGAAAGAAAGUUCACACUGAUUAUUCUGUCAUAGGCAUACCUGGAGAUGGAAGGUGUUUAUUUCGUUCUGUUGCUCAUGGUGCUUGUUUAAGACGCGGAAAACCUGCCCCAAGUGAAAGCCUUCAGAAACAAUUAGCUGACGAGUUGCGGGCAAUGGUUGCAGAUGAAUUUAUCAGAAGGCGACAAGAAACUGAGUGGUUUAUUGAAGGUGAUUUUGACACUUACAUUUCACAAAUAAGGAAGCCACAUGUAUGGGGAGGUGAGCCUGAGUUGCUGAUGCUCUCCCAUGUUUUAAGGAUGCCGAUUACGGUUUAUAUGCGCGAUGACAAGUAUGGCGGACUGAUAUCUAUUGCCGAGUAUGGCCAGGAAUAUGGCAAAGACAACCACCCAGUACAAGUUUUAUAUCAUGGUUAUGGUCAUUAUGAUGCGUUACUAAUGCCUGGAAAGAAAGGUACCAAAUCUAGGCUGUAGCUUCUUCUCUAUUGACAACAGUUUGAGCUGCCAGUUGCAAGUUCACGAGCAAAACGGUAUUAUUUGUCUCUGUGCUCCUGGAGCGAUCUUCCAGUAAUGAAUUGUUGGUGAUGAAUGUUGACCAUCUCCAAGCACAGGUGACAUAUAUCCUUCUUUGUUUACGAUUAAUACAAAUUACAUAUAUAGUACUAGUAUGAAAAUGUGAUGGAAAAAUAUAGGACGACUCUGAAUUACUCCUUUGAAGUUUACUUCAUUUCCGUGUUUCCCUUCAUGUUUUUUUCUCUUUAGUUUUUAUGGAGUAAUAAUUCUAAUUUGUUGUAUGUUGUCCUCCAAAUACAUGGAAAGUAAAGGAAUUUUUUUUGGGGUGUCGGCAGUGAUGUUCCCAGGAUUUUUAGAGUAUUGUGUCGGGUGAUCCUCCACACCACACAAUAUAUUACUAAAAAAAAUGUAUCGUCCUAAAAUUAAUCAAUAUUCAUAUUACAAUCGUAUAAAGUUUUUACAA
Molecule: messenger RNA, 1847 nt
Organism: Spinacia oleracea (spinach)
Lineage: Eukaryota; Viridiplantae; Streptophyta; Magnoliopsida; Caryophyllales; Amaranthaceae
Product: OVARIAN TUMOR DOMAIN-containing deubiquitinating enzyme 4
Exons: 7
Coding region: 305-1345 (346 amino acids)
Biological process (GO): ERAD pathway; protein deubiquitination; endoplasmic reticulum unfolded protein response
Cellular component (GO): nucleus; cytosol
Molecular function (GO): cysteine-type deubiquitinase activity
Source: RefSeq, a predicted model, not a curated record